CAGACACCCACAACCAUUCAAGGCAAUCGGUUGUGAAUUUCUUUGAACGAUUGACAUAAACAUCGACAUUAAUUUCGGCUUAUCGUCAAGAGGGUUAGAGUGGAACAAAUUUUGUGUGGAAUUUCACGGUUUUUCUUUCGUAAAUAUAUUACUGCUAAUCGUAAGGCGUAUAUACGCCUAAUGAAUAAUUAUUGAACACAAAAGACAAUGCUUCGAACAUUGGUGGGUAGAGCAGUUACUGGCAGUCCAUUGGUGAAUAGGACUCUUUCUGGGAGUUACUCAUGUAAAAAACAACAGUUACUGAGAUUUCAGCAACUUGUGUCUUUCUCAUUAUCAACCAGAAGUCAGCAAGUGUUUGAUGUUGACACGUUUGAUAACCCAAGAAUUCUUAUCACCGGGUCACUAGGUCAACUUGGACAGGGAUUGGCUCGUGUUUUGCGGAAAAAAUAUGGACAAGAUAAUGUGAUUAUGUCAGAUAUUAUUAAGGCUCCUAAGCAUAUCAUAGACAGUGGUCCAUACCUGUAUGCUGAUAUCCUAGACUUUAAGAAUCUACAAGAAAUUAUAGUCAACAACAACAUAGACUGGCUUAUUCAUUUUAGUGCUCUCCUGAGCGCUGUUGGUGAACAGGAUGUUCCACUGGCUAUCAAAGUCAACAUUCAAGGUCUCCACAACAUUAUGGAACUCGCUAAGAUGUACCAGUUGCGACUAUUCUGUCCAAGUACGAUCGGUGCCUUCGGGCCCGACUCUCCUCGUGAUCCUACACCUGAUUUAACAAUUCAACGUCCUAGGACGAUAUACGGUGUUUCAAAAGUACAUGCAGAAUUAAUGGGAGAGUAUUACAACCAUCGGUUUGGGCUGGACUUCAGGUGUUUGAGACUUCCAGGUGUAAUAUCAGGUGAUACAAAGCCAGGUGGCGGAACGACAGAUUAUGCUGUGUCUAUUUUUGAUGAAGCUCUGAAAACUGGCAAGUUUGAAUGCUACCUCCGUCCUGACUCCAAGUUACCAAUGAUCUACAUUGAUGACUGCCUCCGAGGCAUCACAGAGAUGUUGGAAGCACCACAAAGCCAGCUGAAAUUAAGAACAUACAAUUUAGGAGCAUUUAGUUUCAAUCCAGAAGAACUUGUGAGCGAAAUACGAAAGCAUAUUCCUCAGUUGGUAAUGAAUUAUGAUGUUGAUCCUGUGAGACAAGCCAUCGCUGACUCAUGGCCGCAAGUGUUUGACGAUUCAGGAGCCCGAAGUGACUGGGGCUGGGGUCAUCAAUAUGACCUCACCGGGAUGGUCAACAUCAUGAUGGAAGUUGUGAGUCAACGCCUGGGAAUUCCGACGAUGGAUCACUCAACCGCCACUGUGUUUCAAGCCUAGAUUACAUCACGUUUACAUCAACGCCAAUUUUUUGCCAUUUGCCAUUUUUCCUGAACGUUUUUUUUUUAUAAAAAUUUUACUUUAAUAUUAAUUAACUAUGUAUAUUAAUACUGGCUAUACUGUGUGAUGUGUGAGUUUGGGGAAAUUGGUGUAUUUAUGUGUAUGUUAUAUAGGUUAUCUAAAUACCUCAUAGCAAUAUGAGCUUAUGUUGAGUUUAAACAUACUAAAUAAUGUAUGCUAGUUCGGCCAUCCCAAGGCAAAACAACGUAACUAACAUUUUUUUGGAUUUUGAGAUAUCAUUCGGGUGUAUAUUAAACACUUCUGAAUUACCUAUGAAAAUUUUAGGUAGAUUCGAAAAUAGCACCACCUAUCUUUAAGCAUAAAACUUAAAAUCUAGUGAUUUUCCAUG
Messenger RNA from Anneissia japonica, 1771 nucleotides. RefSeq names its product L-threonine 3-dehydrogenase, mitochondrial-like. Gene Ontology annotation, biological process: L-threonine catabolic process. Lineage: Eukaryota; Metazoa; Echinodermata; Crinoidea; Comatulida; Comatulidae. Gene Ontology annotation, molecular function: L-threonine 3-dehydrogenase activity. The record is from RefSeq and is a predicted model, not a curated record. The transcript is spliced from 8 exons. The coding region runs from base 208 to 1362 and encodes 384 amino acids.